AGGGCAUCCUUCCCGUGUCUGACACGUCGACAUGUUGAAGAUUGGAGCCAGUCAAGUGGCGCUUGCUGUAGCUGUUGCGCUUCUGGCGGCUUGUUUUGUUCCCCAUCAUGGGCACAUCUUAUCCAACAGAGCUGGGUAUGUCUCUUCUCGGACUGGGUGCCAUGGUGUUCACGGACGUAUGGCCGUUUGUCAUACGAACUUCUGCAUCUAUCCGUUGUCUGGUUCUCUUCCCCCUCCCGUUUUCAAGAGCUAGUUGGGU
Messenger RNA from Colletotrichum phormii, 259 nucleotides. RefSeq lists its product as uncharacterized. The transcript has a single exon. NCBI's taxonomy places the organism in Eukaryota, Fungi, Ascomycota, Sordariomycetes, Glomerellales, Glomerellaceae. Bases 32 to 253 code for a protein of 73 amino acids. The record is from RefSeq and is a predicted model, not a curated record.